This is a messenger RNA of Haliotis rufescens (red abalone), 1149 nucleotides long. Its product is annotated as muscarinic acetylcholine receptor M4-like. Gene Ontology annotation, cellular component: synapse; dendrite; membrane. The transcript has a single exon. Gene Ontology annotation, molecular function: G protein-coupled serotonin receptor activity; G protein-coupled acetylcholine receptor activity. Lineage: Eukaryota; Metazoa; Mollusca; Gastropoda; Lepetellida; Haliotidae. Bases 1 to 1149 code for a protein of 382 amino acids. Gene Ontology annotation, biological process: adenylate cyclase-inhibiting G protein-coupled acetylcholine receptor signaling pathway; G protein-coupled receptor signaling pathway, coupled to cyclic nucleotide second messenger; chemical synaptic transmission. The record is from RefSeq and is a predicted model, not a curated record.
AUGACAGUUUCGCUUGUCUCAUCCUUAAGUUACAAUUUCAAUGUGACUACGACGACAGAGGGUACCGGCGAUGACUACGACGUUGAAGACGAUGUUGACAUCCCAUCCUGGGUACAUGGAGUAGGAGGGGUUGGGAUGAGUGUUCUGAUACUGCUUGCUGUGGUGGGCAACGUUCUCGUCAUCAUCUCUUACUUCAGAGACAAACAACUACAGACUGUCCACAACCUCUACAUCCUCAACCUGGCUAUAGCGGAUCUCUUCCUUGGAGCUAUCAGCAUGAUCUUCUAUGCAGAUUUCACGCUCAGAUCCUGGAACUGGGUGUUUGGUCGAGUGUUCUGCAAGAUAUGGUGCGUUAACGAUUAUUCUAUGUGCUUGAUGUCUGUGCUGCUCAUUCUCCUUUUGAGUCUUGACAGAGUCAUCCUUCUUAGAAAUGGAGCUGAGUAUAUCGCCAAAGAGACAAAGAAGGUGGCAAUGGUGAAGAUAUCAAUAGCCUGGGUCAUAGUGUUUGGGAUAUAUGGCCCUUGUGUUGUGUUCUGGGACAUCGCAAAAGGGUACAGUGUCAUUGAAGAUGGAAAUUGUGAUGCUGAGUUCUUCGACGACAUGCACUUCAGUGCCAUAUCCACUGUAUGUGAGCUUGUCAUCCCUUGUAUAACACUCUGUGUACUAAACAUUCUAGUGUUUCUUGCUAUUAGAAAAAGACUGAAGAUAUUUGACAAGGGAAAUAAGGCUAAAGUCGUACCGAUCAACGAACACAAAGAGCUAAAAACUGAAAUCAGCAACAUUUCAACAGAGGUCGAAAAAUCUUUUCAAGAAUCGUCCCAAGCCAAACAGAAAAUCCCUGGAAGCGCAAAGGAUAUUAAGCAAACACACGCUAAACAUACAUCCGAUAGAAAGGACAUCAAAGCAGCUAAAUUUUUGGCAGUUUUGGUUGCAGCAUUCCUUCUAACUUGGGCCCCAUACACCAUAGCAAAUUUCGUCUCCUCCCAAUGUGACGACUGCAUCAACACACAUCUGUACGAGUUCUUUACCUGGCUCUUGUGGGCCAAGUCCUCCAUCAAUCCAUUUCUAUAUGCUUCGCAGAGUAAGCGGUUCAAGGAUAACUUCUACAUGCUCCUGCCAUUUCUCAAAUUCUGUACCAAGAAAGAAUAA